AAAAUUGUGCUCGUAAAUUGAAAUAAACUGAAAACAAAAUCAAAUCCUUUCCCCCUCUUCAGUGUUCUUGCUCUCCUCUCUCACCGAAAACCUCCCCCUGCAAAUCUCGGCCGUCACCAAAAUAUGUUCAUCUCCGUCGCUCGAACCACUCGCCACCUCAAAAUCCUAAUCCGUUUCUCCCUCACGCGCCGCCACCUCUCCACCACCACCACCCCUCCUUCCUCAAACCUCUACGACAAGUACUCCUUCAAACCUCCACUCUCUCUCCACCCAAACCAUAAUCCUAACUCUAAUCCCAACCCCACCACAAAAAAGAAGAAAAAACCGCCCUACCGCCCGCCCUCAUCGCUCGACCGCACCGGGUCGAAGCCGCGGCGGCACUCGGACCUGCCGUUCGACUUCCGGUUCAGUUACACGGAGAGCAGUCCCUCGGUGCGGCCAAUUGGGCUGCGCGAGCCCAAGUACUCGCCGUUUGGGCCAGACCGUCUGGACCGGCCGUGGACCGGGGUGUGUGCGCCGGUUGUGGACCCGAGGGUGGAGAACGUAGAGGAGGGGAGGGAGGACCCGAAGUUGGAGGAGAAGAGGAAGAGGAUGAGAGAGAACGUGUUGGGGGAGGAGUUGACGAAUGCUGAGAGGAAAGUGCUGGUUGAUAGGUGUCAGAGGGGGAGAACUAAGCGGCAGAUUAAUCUGGGGAGGGAUGGUUUAACACACAACAUGUUGAAUGACAUCCAUAACCACUGGAAACAUGCUGAGGCAGUGAGGAUAAAGUGUAUGGGUGUACCCACAGUUGAUAUGAAAAAUGUCUGCACUCAACUUGAGGAUAAAACAUUUGGCAAGAUUAUCCAUAGGCAUGGUGGUCUACUCGUAUUGUACAGGGGCCGGAAUUAUCAUCCCAGGAAGAGACCUACGAUUCCUUUAAUGCUUUGGAAGCCUCAAGAUCCUGUAUAUCCAAGGCUUAUCAAAACUACAAUUGAUGGCCUGAGCAUUGAAGAAACAAAGGAAAUGAGAAAGAAAGGACUAGCUGUUCCCCCAUUAACAAGGCUUGCUAAAAAUGGUUUUUAUGGUAGCCUUGUACCUAUGGUUCGAGAUGCUUUUCUUGCUAAUGAUUUGGUUCGGAUUGAUUGCCAAGGCCUGGAAAAGAGUGACUACAAGAAAAUAGGCUUCAAACUGAGGGAGCAAAAGGGGACUGUUUAUAUACUGUUUUGCACAUUGCUGCUUUCACGAAUUAGUCUUCCACUUCUUUCUGCCAUUCCCAUUCAGGACCUGGUGCCUUGUUUCCUGGUGACAUUUGACAAGGAACAGAUCGUGGUUUGGAGGGGAAAGGACUAUAAGCCGAUAGAGGGAGAUUUCUUCUUCCCCAUUCGCGAACCAUUUGACAAUCCCGAAAAUGAUUCCGAUAGUGGUCCAGAAGAACAGGAAAGCUCAGAUGAUGACAGCAAUCGGCACGGCUUCCAUUCAGGCGACGAGUCAAGCAGUUGAACCGUACAAGCACCAGUCCAUGUUCACUCCGUCGUCUCAUCUAGCUAGAUGGACCAAACUAACAGAGCUGUAAGUUCCGUCUGUCAAUUCUUCUUAUGGGUGUUUCGGUGUUGGCCAAAUCGACAUCGAGUUUUGUAGCUUUUUAUUCUUUUUUUCUUUUUCCGCACGGGGUUUUUGUUCUGGGGAGGGAGUGUACAUUAGAGGAAAUGAUCCAAUUCAAUAGAAGACCUCUGUUGGGUUUAAUUGUAAAAAAUAUGCUAUGCCUGGAUCAGCUGUUGGUGGGAGAGUUUGGGCGGUUCCGACACCUAUUUGGACAGGUGAAAGAUGUAAAUUAAAUAAGUAGAAUGAUUUUCUCACUUCAGU
Messenger RNA from Rhododendron vialii, 1842 nucleotides. RefSeq names its product CRS2-associated factor 1, mitochondrial. Bases 124 to 1479 code for a protein of 451 amino acids. The transcript is spliced from 5 exons. The record is from RefSeq and is a predicted model, not a curated record. Gene Ontology annotation, biological process: Group II intron splicing. Gene Ontology annotation, molecular function: RNA binding. Lineage: Eukaryota; Viridiplantae; Streptophyta; Magnoliopsida; Ericales; Ericaceae.